AUGAACUACCACCACCCAUACCAGUUGACUCCACCGGACUCGACAGUCGAUCCGAACUUUUCACAUUUUGGAGAAGACGCAGAUUUCGCGGCAGCGUUGGCCAACUGGCAGCCAUGUCACGACUGUACCCCGGCGACCAAAACCACCAUUCCACACCACCAUCAUCCGUCUGGGCGGUUACCGGGGGCAUCAGCGACGUUGGAUGGUCAUUUCUGCUGCAGCUGGCUUGUACACGAAGAUCAGCCAUGCUUCUUGUGCUUUGAAUCCCCAGAAGCACUCGACAACCACAUCAAGAACGAUCAUGCGGGCAAAGACGGCACCUACCGCUGCUUUUGGCAAAACUGCUCAAAGCAUGACAAGGCGCAGCAAAUCAACACCUUCAUCAACUUCAGCAACAAGCCUAAACUCAUGCGGCAUGUCCACAGCCAUACGGGCUACAAGCCGUUCCCAUGUCCCUUUCCCGACUGCGACAAGGGAUUCGUCACCAAAGAGCAGCUGAAGAACCACGAGACAACCCACACCAAGUCGCGGAAAUACAAGUGCGACCUGUGCAGCAAGUCUUUUGCCGUCAAGUCUGCUCUGACGACGCAUAUCACGGCUGUGCACAAAGAAGAGAAGACGCACAAAUGCGACAUGUGUGGCAAAUCCUUCGCCGAUAGCUCCAAUUUGUCGAAGCACAAGCAGAUCCACUGGCGCGAGACAGGCGGCGUCAAGAAGCAGCGCAGCAGACGAAAUACCUCAACAGCACCAAGCAACUGCAGUACGCCUUCAAUCUCGACACCCUCUAUGGAGCCACCAACGCCAGUGGCACAUCCAUACGGGCUGCAGAGACCGGCAUCUUCGGGCUACAUGCUGCCUCACAUCGCACAGAGAGCACCACUACACAGCACCUCCACCACCCUUCCAUCAGCACCCUGCUGCAACGCGCCUGUAGCGGCCGCACCAGCAUCUUGCGCCUCCGCCGUCCCAGUACCUUUCGACCCGAAUUGCUUUUGCUGCGACCAGCAGUGCCCGCCUCCAGUCGGCCCAGCUACGCCCUGCGACGAGACGGACGACUGCGGCAUGGAUGGCUUCUGCGACCUCCCCGAAUGUCUUGGUGAAGACGGCUGCGAGGAAUGUCCAGAGCCCGCAACGGCGGUUUACUGCUGUGAGGAUCAGCUUUGCGGCGGCCAAGCGUCACAGCAUUGGGAAGAUAUUUUUGGGGCGGAGCCACACAAGGGGUUCUCGCAGAUGGAACUGGAUGAGCAGUUCAAUGCUAUGGGAGGAAGCUGA
Messenger RNA from Saxophila tyrrhenica, 1272 nucleotides. RefSeq names its product zinc-finger protein (gene SUR1). Bases 1 to 1272 code for a protein of 423 amino acids. NCBI's taxonomy places the organism in Eukaryota, Fungi, Ascomycota, Dothideomycetes, Mycosphaerellales, Extremaceae. Gene Ontology annotation, cellular component: nucleus. The record is from RefSeq and is a predicted model, not a curated record. The transcript has a single exon. Gene Ontology annotation, molecular function: DNA-binding transcription factor activity, RNA polymerase II-specific; RNA polymerase II cis-regulatory region sequence-specific DNA binding. Gene Ontology annotation, biological process: regulation of transcription by RNA polymerase II.